Messenger RNA from Exophiala oligosperma, 1086 nucleotides. RefSeq lists its product as uncharacterized. The record is from RefSeq and is a predicted model, not a curated record. The transcript has a single exon. NCBI's taxonomy places the organism in Eukaryota, Fungi, Ascomycota, Eurotiomycetes, Chaetothyriales, Herpotrichiellaceae. Bases 91 to 966 code for a protein of 291 amino acids.
CCAAAACCUCGCCCUAAGUGAUAAUUACUCCAUCAUCGACAUCGGCCUUGCGACUUUAAGUCGGGGACUUGAGUGAGUCACAUCAACAUCAUGCCAGCCACGACCAGAAGUAAAAGCAAGCAAUCGCAUCUUGAGGACUUUGAGUCCAAUGCCUCCAAAGGGUCAAAGCAUACACAAAAUCCGCGAUCCAGACCUAGAACUAAUAAAAUCACCAAGAAAUCCUCAUCAUCCUCGGCGUCAGAGUCAAAGGAGAAGAAACGAAAGUCCAGCACACAUACCACCACCACCACCACCAUCACUUCAUCACCGCGCUCCAAGAAAUCACGACAAGGACACAUCGACAAAUCAUCCGGACCAGUCAAUUCUUCCAAACCAAGUCCGGACGCCAUCGAGGACGAGGACAACAGCAAUGACACCAUCACGAUCAACCGCUCGCCCGUCCUACAACUCUGGUCCGCCUGCGUGGCCCACCGCCUGUACCCGAAGCUGUCGUGGACCACGGACCUGGCCAUCGGGUCCGCCAUCUCCACCCUCUGCGCCAUCGCCAAGGGUAAAUCCGUCGGCACGAUCGACGAACGUGAAAGGUCACCGGAAGAGAAAGCCGAGCAGAAUGCGAAGCGUCGAGCAGCCGAGGCGGGGGCGGAUCGCGAGGUCCAGGUGAUGGGUUUCAGAUUGUACGUCGAGGGUGAAGACGUGAUGUUGCAAGGGAAACCUAAACACGGGAACGAGGGUCUGUUGAGGAGCAAAUUUGGUACCCCGGAAAACUACGAGCGGACCACAAAGGUCAUGCAAGAUGCCAUCGAGACGUGGACGAUGACGACCGGACGAGGACACGAAAAUGAAUUAAACUCAAAAGCUUUCCGCAUGUACGAACAGUUCAGACCGAGUGUGCAGAGUGGUCAAUCAGGCUGGGGGAAGAAGGGCGCAUUGAAGUUGACCAAGGUGAGGGAAGUCGUUGCAAGAUGACACGUGCAUGUCUAUCAAGAAAUGCUCCUGGGGUAUACGCAAGAAGGACGAGGGUGACACUCUUUGCUGACUUCUAUGUGGUCAUGAGGUCCUCUUGGUAUAUAUACGUACAUGUUCAAG